AUGAACCCCAGCGCCCCCAGGUAUCCCAGGGCCUCUCUCUACGUGGGGGACCUACAUCCAGACGUGACCGACGCGAUGCUCUACGAGAAGUUCAGACCGGCCGGGGUCAUCCUCUCCAUCAGGGUCUGUAGGGACAUUGUCACCCGCCGCUCCUUGGGCUACGCCUAUGUGAACUUUCAGCAGCAAGCGGAUGCUGAGCGUGCUUUGACCACCAUGAAUUUUGAUGUUAUCAAGGGCAAGCCAGUCCGCAUCAUGUGGUCUCAGCGUGAUCCAGCGCUCCGUAAAAGUGGAGUGGGCAACAUUUUCAUAAAAAAUUUGGACAAAUCCAUUGAUAAUAAGGCACUGUAUGACACAUUUUCAGCAUUUGGUAAUAUUCUCUCAUGUAAGGUGGUUUGUGAUGAAAAUGGUUCCAAGGGCUACGGAUUUGUGCACUUCGAGGCACAGGGUGCAGCCGAAAGAGCUAUCGAAAAAAUGAAUGGGAUGCUUUUGAAUGACCGUAAACUAUUUGUUGGGCAAUUUAAAUCUCGCAAAGAACGAGAAGCAGAGCUUGAAGCCAGGGCAAAAGAGUUCACCAAUAUUUACAUUAAAAAUUUUGGAGAAGACAUGGAUGACAAGCAUCUUCAAGAUGUGUUUGGCAAGUUUGGACCUGUUUUAAGUGUGAAAGUAAUGACUGAUGAAAGCGGGAAGUCUAAAGGUUUUGGAUUUGUGAACUUUGAGAAGCAUGAAGACGCACAGAAGGCCGUUGAUGAGAUGAAUGGACAGGAAUUCAACGGGAAACAAAUUUAUGUUGGUCGAGCUCAGCGAAAAGUGGAACGACAGACGGAACUUAAGCGCAAAUAUGAGCAGAUGAAGAAAGAUAGGUUCAUCAAAAACCAACGAGUUAACUUAUAUGUGAAAAAUCUUGAUGGCAGUAUUGAUGACGAACGUCUCCACAAAGAGUUUUCUCCAUUUGGUACAAUCAUUAGUGCCAAGGUUAUGAUGGAGGGUAGUCGCAGCAAAGGAUUCGGUUUUGUAUGUUUCUCUUCCCCAGAAGAAGCCACUAAAGCAGUUACAGAAAUGAAUGGUAGAACUGUGGCCAGGAAACCAUUGUAUGUAGCAUUAGCUCAACGCAAAGAAGAUCGCCAGGUUCACCUCACUAACCAGUACAUGCAGAGAAUGGCACGCAUCCGAGGUGGGUACAACCGAGUCAUCCACCGCUGCCAACCAGCACCUUACUUCAUGGCAGCUUUCCCAAGGAUUCAGAACCGUGCUGCAUACUACUCUCCUACCCAAAUUGCCCCGGUAAGACCACGUCCUCGCUGGACUGCCAGAUCUUAUCCAUUCACAAAUAUAGCCGGUGCUACCUUCACACCUGGUGCCAGACUACCAUUUAGUGCGGUGAGACCAGCUUCACCAGUUCCACGAUGUGUUACUAAUAUAUCAACACAGGCCGUGGGUCCCCAUCCUACAAAUGUGGCUGCUGCAGGCCCUACUGCUUUUGUUUGCACUUUGCCUCAGGAUGAAUGUGCUGUGAGAGCUGACAAUCUUCAACAUCUUAAUGCACAACCACAAGUUACCAAGCAGCAGCCUGCUGUUCAUGUACAAGGUCAAGAGCCUUUGACUGCUUCCAUUUUGGCAUCUGCCCCAUGUGAAGAGCAAAAGCAAAUGUUGGGUGAAAGGCUCUUUCCCCUUAUUCAAGCCAUACACCCUGAAUUGGCUGGUAAAAUCAUUAGCACGGUGUUGGAGAUAGAUAAUUCAGAACUUCUUCAUAUGCUUCAGUCUCCAGAGUCUCUUCAUUCUAAGGUUGAUGAAGUUGUAGCUGUACUACAAGAUCACAAAGCUAAAGAGGUUGUCCAGACAGCAGGUAACAGUGCCACUGGUGUUCCAACUGUUUAA
Elephantulus edwardii (Cape elephant shrew) is the source of this 1875-nucleotide messenger RNA. RefSeq names its product polyadenylate-binding protein 1-A-like. Gene Ontology annotation, cellular component: ribonucleoprotein complex. The transcript has a single exon. Gene Ontology annotation, molecular function: RNA binding. The coding region runs from base 1 to 1875 and encodes 624 amino acids. The record is from RefSeq and is a predicted model, not a curated record. NCBI's taxonomy places the organism in Eukaryota, Metazoa, Chordata, Mammalia, Macroscelidea, Macroscelididae.